AUGGAGGCUGUUCAAUCGAUCACCAAGUUUCCGCGGCGUUAUUUUAGUAUGCGACUUACAUUUGAUGAAGACGAAGACAAGACAUCACGAACUCUAACAUUGCCCAUCUCUCUGGAAGGAAGCUUCCGAGAGGAGCCCUCCGGCGAGGCCAGAAAGUCAGCCCCAGUUUCCAGUGACGAGGCGCAGGCUGUUAGCGGCGCUGGCGGGAAGGAGUCCGAGGGAGCUGAGGCAUCGAAGCGCAAGCGAUGCGGCAAAGCAAAGAACAUGGGAUCAGUAGUCCCUCCCAACCCAUACACCAGGGGCAAGCGCAAGCAACUCUAUGGCAGGGGUCCCAGCGGCUCCUACUUCUAUUAUACCUCAUCAAGUGAAGAAAGGAUCUCCAGUCCCCCUCCUGUCGCCGAAGGCCAAAGUAUUCCGGACAACUCAAUUUAUGUCCAUUUUACGACACGCGCGGACAGUGAUGAUGAAGAAGGUUCUCGGAGUUGGUACUGGGAUGGGGAUGCUUGGGUCUCGGUGCGCCAUGGGGAGGGUCGGAAAUUCCCCCAUGCGAUGUUGUAUUUCUCUAUCGAUAACCAGGACCGUGGUUCUUGGGUGGCGGACUCGACCCUUCACAGAGCAAGGCGAGGCUGA
Molecule: messenger RNA, 630 nt
Organism: Coprinopsis cinerea okayama7#130
Lineage: Eukaryota; Fungi; Basidiomycota; Agaricomycetes; Agaricales; Psathyrellaceae
Exons: 3
Coding region: 1-630 (209 amino acids)
Source: RefSeq, a predicted model, not a curated record